Messenger RNA from Kwoniella mangroviensis CBS 8507, 846 nucleotides. RefSeq lists its product as uncharacterized. The transcript is spliced from 4 exons. The record is from RefSeq and is a predicted model, not a curated record. Gene Ontology annotation, molecular function: oxidoreductase activity. Lineage: Eukaryota; Fungi; Basidiomycota; Tremellomycetes; Tremellales; Cryptococcaceae. The coding region runs from base 1 to 846 and encodes 281 amino acids.
AUGAAGUUAGAAGGAAAAGCUUUCAUCGUUACCGGAGGUGCUGGUGGUAUUGGUGGUGAAGUUGCCAAACAAAUUAUUGCCAAGGGUGGUAUCGUUGUGUCAUUCGACCGAUACCCCAAGGAGAAGGGAGAAGAGAUCACCAAACCAUAUCACCCUGAAAGGUCACUCUACGUCCAAGUAGAUAUCGCCGACCUUGCCUCGGUAGAGAGAGGGGCCCAAGAAACCCUUUCCAUCAUCCCCAAAGGAUCACUGUUCGGUGCCGUCCACUGUGCUGCCAUCGCUCCGGGCACUACUUGGACCAACAAGCUCGUUGACGCUGUUAAGAGAUACGAAGAUGUCCUCAGGGUUAACGCAUACGGCACCUUUGUUGUCAACGCCGUCAUUGCCGACGCGAUGAACUCUCAAUACCCCGACGAGGGACCCUUUGGCCCUAGAGUCAAAGAGGAAAGAGGUGUCAUCAUUAACACCGCAUCCGCUGUCGCAUGGCCUGUCCCCGCCCGAUGUCUGACAUACGGAGCUUCUAAAACCGCUGUUCUUGGUAUUUCUCAAGGUAUGGCUGAUUUCCUCGGUCCAUAUGGUAUUCGAGUGAACUCUAUCUCCCCCGCUGUGGUCGCAUCUGGUCUCAUGACCCCCAACCGAAUUCCUUACUUCCAAAAGGAGCUCGCUGCCGGAUGUAUUUUCCCUCACCGGGUCACCACGCUCGAGGAGAUCGGUCAAGCUAUUCUCUUUAUGAUGGAAAACUCCAUGGUGAAUGAUUUCGAACUUCGAGUCGAUGGUGGAUGGAGAGGUUCAUCCAACUGGGGAGCACCAGAAGAUCCUCGACAAAACGCUCUCUCCCUCGAGUAA